This is a messenger RNA of Amphiprion ocellaris (clown anemonefish), 765 nucleotides long. RefSeq names its product cocaine- and amphetamine-regulated transcript protein-like. Gene Ontology annotation, molecular function: neuropeptide hormone activity. Bases 377 to 700 code for a protein of 107 amino acids. Gene Ontology annotation, biological process: positive regulation of MAPK cascade; G protein-coupled receptor signaling pathway; adult feeding behavior. The record is from RefSeq and is a predicted model, not a curated record. The transcript has 3 exons. Lineage: Eukaryota; Metazoa; Chordata; Actinopteri; Pomacentridae.
AAUAACUGAUUUGAAAAAGUUUAUUGCGGACAUCAGCAGACAUCUCACGGUGUCUUUUGGCAGCAGGAAAUUUUGAAUUGAUUUGAAAUCCGAGUCACCAUGAGAUUAAACUCGCAUUUACAAAAAAGAAAGUUAUGCCGUCACGUCCUGUUUGCCGGAGCAGAGGUUCUUCUCACCAAUGACCUCAGAGGUGAGCCGGCUGAUUGUCUCAUUAUUGGUGAAUAAAUAUUGUCUGAGUGACGUCAGAGCUGCUCACAUAAAGACCUGAACGUCUCACACUGAGCCUCAGCAUCCAGAGGGCAGGCUGAGGUCCACUACCCAGCAUUCUUCAGCCUUUUCAGCGUCCGCCGUCACCAGGUCCAAGUUGUUCAGCGCCAUGGUCAGCAGCAGGAUGCUGCUCCUCGUCGCCUCCUGCUGGCUGCUGGUUGUUGUGGGGAGCUGUGAGACGGCCAAAGAGGAGCGAUCAAUCGAGUACGACGGCAUCGAGACACAAGAGGAGAAAGAACUGAUUGAAGCUCUGCAGGAAGUUCUGGAGAAGCUGAAGAACAAACAGCUGCCGUCAUCAGAGAAGAAACUCGGCUGGCUUCCUGCUUGUGAUGCAGGCGAGCAGUGCGCGGUGCGUAAAGCUUCGAGGAUCGGGAAGCUGUGUGGAUGUCCCAGAGGAACCGUCUGUAACUUCAACGUCCUCAAGUGUCUCUAAAACUCAAGCACAAACAUCCUUCUGUUGGGAAAGCACCAAGUAAAGGCAGGUUUUUAAAAACUCCA